UAACGCGCAUAUUGACAGUCCCGAGAUACACACAUUCCCUCCGUUAUUAGUACACAAGCAAUCAGCCAUAGUCCUUGCAACAUCCCUCAAAUAUUGACAUGUCUUAGUAACAGGUAUCACUCUCCUUGAUCCCGUCCACUGCAAUCAAAUCUUACUAAGCCUACUUCCUAGGAGGAACACGCGGCAUGGGCGAGGCUAUGGCACAACAUUUCCUCCAGGAAGAAGCAAACGGUUCCUACUGUGCACUAACAGUCACAAACACCGAAUUCGAUGAGUUCGACAAGUCCGUUCCAGCAAAAAAUUCAGCUCGGGCAGUAGGAGCCGCGCUGGAUGUGGGUGAUAAACAAGCUGUUGUAGAAUGGGUGAAGAUUUCUGCGAAGAGAUUGAGACGGAUUGAUGUGGUUAUCGCUAAUGCAUCACCGAUGCACAUGGAAGGAGAAACCGAGCACUGGCAAAGCAGCUUCGCAAUCGACGUCAUGGGCUUCGUCGACCUUGUCAAAGCCAAAAUCCCAUAUUUAGAAAAAUCCUCACAAGCAUCCAUCAUCGUCCAAAGCUCAUUCAUGGGUCGCGAAUUCUACCGCAGUCCUCCAGCGGCAUACGGCCCUUGCAAAGCAGCUCAAUUACAGCACGUGCAAAAAUUAUCUCAUUUUCUGGGACCAAAGAAGAUUAGAGUUAAUGCAAUUUCACCGGGCCCGAUACUUUGUAAGGGAGGUCCUUGGGGAAAGUAUUCUGAGAUUAUGCCGGAGUGGGUGGAGGAGCAGCGAUCGAAGGUGCCUUUGAAGAGAUUGGGGGCUCCUGAGGAGAUUGAAAAGGUAGCGGUGUUUUUGGCUAGUCCUUUGGAUAGUUUCUUUACGGGGGCAAAUGUGUUCGUGAAUGGUAGAAUUCACAUAGGAACGCAAUUCUAG
Messenger RNA from Talaromyces stipitatus ATCC 10500, 905 nucleotides. RefSeq names its product short-chain dehydrogenase, putative. The coding region runs from base 186 to 905 and encodes 239 amino acids. Gene Ontology annotation, molecular function: oxidoreductase activity, acting on the CH-OH group of donors, NAD or NADP as acceptor. The record is from RefSeq and is a predicted model, not a curated record. Lineage: Eukaryota; Fungi; Ascomycota; Eurotiomycetes; Eurotiales; Trichocomaceae. The transcript has 2 exons.